Molecule: messenger RNA, 734 nt
Organism: Anopheles coluzzii
Lineage: Eukaryota; Metazoa; Arthropoda; Insecta; Diptera; Culicidae
Exons: 1
Coding region: 9-497 (162 amino acids)
Source: RefSeq, a predicted model, not a curated record
CCGUGAUUAUGUUACGCCUGCGCACUUCGCUACUGUUCGCGCUGGUGGUAGCACUGAGCGGCAUACGACCGGGUGAGCCAUACUUCUACAACGGCAUCAAAUCCGGUCUGGAGCCCGAUCUGAAGCACUCGCUGUUUCUCGACCGUGUCGGCCAGUGUCGUUGGCAGCAUGAUCUACCCAUUUUCCUGUCCGACAUGCGAAUCGCGCAACAGAACAACACGCACUACGUGAUCAGUGGUGUGCUGCGAGUGCGGCGCAAUAUUACGGACGCUACGACGGGGACCGUUUCGAUCGAGAUCUGCCAAAAUGCGACCCAGUGCCGUCCGUUCAUCGAUCGACCGGUGGCCAUUGGGGAUGUUUGUCAGUUUCUAGCCGAAAAGCGCCCCAGUUCGCUGGGGGAAGUGUUGGGACACAGUGUACCGCCGCUACGUUGUCCCCUGACUAAGGGUGUGUAUAGGAUCAAUGACGCACUGGUGGAUUACAAACCGUUCCGGUAAGGAUAGGUAGCAAUGUUAUUGCAUGUACUUCAUUUCUAAAGAAAUAUCCACAUUUUUAGGUACUUUUCACCGAAUGUUAGUAAACUUUGGCGCAUCGAUUUGGUAGCGGAGAGUGGCCAGAAGCGGUUGUUUUGUGUGAGAAUCGAGCUGUACGUCUACAGCUGGGAGGAUAUGCUGCCAAGGUACUGAAGUGUGACACUUUACUGCAAAAUUCGAGUGAAAUUGUGCAACCCUUUU